Bipolaris victoriae FI3 is the source of this 657-nucleotide messenger RNA. RefSeq lists its product as hypothetical. The annotation marks the transcript as partial. Lineage: Eukaryota; Fungi; Ascomycota; Dothideomycetes; Pleosporales; Pleosporaceae. The transcript has a single exon. The record is from RefSeq and is a predicted model, not a curated record. Gene Ontology annotation, molecular function: hydrolase activity.
CCCAUGAUACCAGUCAUAGCGGCUGCCCCGAAGCGUCCAGUCCACGACGUAACCUCCAGACGUGUAGCUAUCAAUACGCUCUUGAGUAGCAGCUGCAACAAUUUACCUGACAUGGACGACGUUAAAGAAAUUGAGUACCAGUUCACGACCAAGGAUGGGCAGAAUCUCUCCAUAUACUUUUAUCAAAAGAAAACGAGUCAAAUAUUUGGCGGCCUUACAUCAGCAAUCCAUUAUUGUCAUGGAGGAGGCAUGAUUCUUGGAGGUGUUCAAAUCUACCGGGGAGCAUUGAUAAAAUACACGUCCAAUACAGGUGUGCCCUUUUUUGCUGCAGAGUACCGUGUCGCCCCACAACAUCCGCAUCCGACCCCAGUUGAAGACUGCUAUGCAGGCCUCCUUUGGUUGCAAGAACACCAUAAGGAUUUCAAUAUCGUUCUAUCCCGUGUUGGAGUCAUGGGAGACAGUGCUGGGGGAGGUCUAGCCGCUGGUGUGGCUUUGAUGGCUCGAGAUCGCGGAUUGUCCCCUCCGCUAGCCAAACAAAUUUUGAUCUACCCUAUGUUGGAUGACCGCACCACUAUUCCGGACAAGACCAUUGAGCAACUGGUCUCAUGGUCAUACGAUGAUAACAUCACUGGAUGGACCGCCUUAUUAGGCCACAAG